Lactuca saligna is the source of this 1230-nucleotide messenger RNA. The record is from the annotation of a GenBank genome assembly. NCBI's taxonomy places the organism in Eukaryota, Viridiplantae, Streptophyta, Magnoliopsida, Asterales, Asteraceae.
AUGGUGAGGGAAAAGAUGAACGAUUUAUAUCUGAGUGUUCCCAGUUUCUUCAAGUGCCCAAUAUCAAUGGACGUAAUGAGAUCCCCUGUCAGCCUCUGCACCGGCGUCACCUACGAUCGGACCAGCAUUCAAAAAUGGCUGGAAUCCGGCCACAACACCUGUCCCGCCACCAUGCAAGUCCUCAAUUCCACAGACGUCGUCCCAAACCUCACCCUCCGCCGCCUCAUUCGCUUCUGGUCCGAUUCCUAUCUCCUCUGCCCCCAAUCACAGGCCAGCUUCAACAACCAUUUAGCCAUUGAGUCCAUUAGAAAAUUGAUCAGUAGCGAAGAAACCGAUGAAGUUUUGUUAAGCUCAUUGUCGAAGAUCGUCGAAUUGGCAAAAUUCUCUGAUGAAGGUAGAGAAUCCUUGGCGAAUUCGGAGGGAUUCCUUCCAAUGUUGGCGAGGAUUCUGAAAAGCAGCAAUGAAGUUGAAGUCGUUGAAUUAGUGGUUACCACUUUGGAUCUGAUUCUAUUUACAAAAGAAGUCAAAGAACGAUUAAAGAAAAUCAACUUGGAUGAUGCUUUCUUUUCGCCGUUCAUUUUGGUUCUUCAGAAAGGCCACUUUGAAGCAAGAAUUAGCGCCGCUAGAGUUUUGGAAUCACUCGCCCUGUUCGAUUACGAAUCUCGAAGACUAAUCGCCGAGCAAAAAGGCUUAUUAAACGAGCUUUGUCAUCUUACCAACACGUUAACAAAUCAGACGGCAAUUGAUGCCGGAUUAGCCGCUAUCAUCGCGAUUUCCACAUCCAGGCCGGCCAAAAAGGAGCUCCUCCGGCUGGGGGUUGUGAGAACCGCUGGACGGAUCCUGUCCGGUUCUGAAAAUACAGUAACGGCGAUGGAAAAAGCUAUGAAGGUACUAGAAAUGGUAUCCACGAACACGGAGGGGCGGGUGGCGAUAUCCGACGACGAGAACUGUAUCUCCGGCGUCGUACAACGGCUGAUGAAGGUUUCAACGGCGGCGACGGAGAACGGAAUCGUCGUGAUAUGGAAUGUGUGUUACCUGUCGAGAGAUCGGAGUGCUCAGGAAGCUGCGAUGGGGAGCAACGGCUUGACGAAGGUGUUGCUGGUGAUGCAGAGUAACUGCUCUGCCAUCGUGAGGCAAAUGUGUAAGGAUUUGGUGAAGGUUUUCCGUGUUAACUCAAAGUCAUGUUUGGCGAGUUACGAGACUCGGACAACUCACAUUACGCCUUAUUAA